This is a messenger RNA of Clupea harengus (Atlantic herring), 3269 nucleotides long. RefSeq names its product REST corepressor 3 (gene rcor3). Gene Ontology annotation, cellular component: transcription regulator complex; histone deacetylase complex. Gene Ontology annotation, molecular function: transcription corepressor activity. The record is from RefSeq and is a predicted model, not a curated record. Gene Ontology annotation, biological process: regulation of transcription by RNA polymerase II; negative regulation of DNA-templated transcription. Lineage: Eukaryota; Metazoa; Chordata; Actinopteri; Clupeiformes; Clupeidae.
ACGUUCUCAGUGGCACGGUGUCACAGUUGCGUAGCAAGGGGGUUAUUGAGAGAGACAAGCUGAAUAAUUUGUGCAUUGAAUGCAUUUAACUACAGUUUCUUUUAAAUAUACUAUCUAUCGCGCACAUUCAUAAUGCCGGGGAUGAUGGAUAAAGGUUCGGAAUAUCUCGGGAAAGGUAGAUCUAAUGGAACAAAAAGCCCCUCAAAUGCUUCGAAUGGACAUUUUUCUGAUGAGAGUGGCAGUGACGACGACCACGAUGUGGGUAUGCGUGUGGGAUCUGACUAUCAAGCAAGCAUUCCCGAUUACGACCCGGGUGCGACAAAAUACAGCGACAAAGAUAUUGGUGGAAUGUUGGUAUGGUCUCCUUAUCAUACCAUUUUGGACACGAAAUUGGAUGAAUACAUUGCCAUUGCGAAAGAGAAACAUGGAUACAAUGUUGAGCAGGCUUUAGGAAUGCUUUUCUGGCACAAACACAACAUAGAGAAAUCUCUAGCGGACCUACCCAAUUUCACUCCCUUCCCUGAUGAGUGGACUGUUGAGGACAAAGUUCUGUUCGAACAAGCCUUCAGUUUCCAUGGCAAGAGUUUCCACAGGAUACAACAAAUGUUGCCAGAUAAAUCAAUAUCCAGUCUUGUGAAGUACUACUACUCCUGGAAGAAGACACGUUCCAGGACAAGCUUGAUGGACAGGCAAGCUAGGAAGUUAGCUAACAGAAACAACCAGGAGGAAAGUGAUGAAGAAAUGGAUGAAGCCAAUCCUAUUGAAGCCAAUGAUAGUGAUUAUGAUCCAACUAAGGAGACCAAGAGAGAGCAUAGCCACUCUGAGACCCAGAUGAUGAGCUCUAAAAUCGGGUUGGGCCGGCGGGACCACCUGACCCUGAUGCACCGGCACCACUCCCAGCGCUCCAAGUGCCGCCCCCCCAAAGGCAUGUACCUGACACAGGACGACGUGGUGGCCGUGUCCUGCAGUGCCAGCGCAGCUAACACCGUCCUCCGCCACCUAGACAUGGAGCUGGUGUCCCUCAAGAGACAGGUUCAGAACGCCAAACAAUUGAACAGCAGUCUCAAACAGAAGAUGGAAACUGGGUUAGAUGAUCUCCGUCUACCAGAGUUGAACCAAAAAAUCAAUGCACGGUGGACCACUGAUGAACAGCUACUUGCAGUACAAGGUGUCAGGAAGUAUGGCAAAGACUUCCAGGCCAUUGCAGAUGUCAUUGGUAAUAAGACGGUGGGGCAGGUGAAGAACUUCUUUGUGAAUUAUCGCCGGCGCUUUAACCUGGAGGAGGUGUUGCAGGAGUGGGAGGCAGAGCAGGGCACACGUGCCCCCAACGGCGACAGCCCCACCUCUGGCGAAGACACGAAGAACAAUUCCAACACCCCUUCAGGGAAGAGUACAGAUGAAGAGGAAGAGGAGGGUCAGGUGACUCCAGCCUCAGGUCCGUCGCCAGUUCUGCAGGUUUCCUCAGGUCCAACAGCAGCCAGCUGCCCCACCUCACUCAACCAGCCUCCACCUCUGCUGCGCCCGUCCCUGCCGGCCACCCCAGCGCUCCACCGCCACCCCCCACCCCUGCAGCAGCAGGCCCGCUUCCUCCAGCCCCGGCCCACCCUCAACCAGCCGCCCCCCCUCAUCAGGCCAUCCAACCCCCUGCUGCCCCCGCGCCUCAACCCCCGGCCCACUGCACCCCCCGCCCCCUCGGCCUCCAGCACGGGCCCUCCAUCCAUCCAGCAGCCCCCCACGCUCAUGGGGGUGCAGCCUGACACACCCUCCCCCUCGCUGCACUGAACACAGGCUUCUUCUUCUGGAACCACAGAAGCUGAGCAGAUCUUUUUUCAUUCUUUGAUCCCUGCCUGUAUUUCUUUUUGUGACUAAAAUGUUCCUGGUGCAUACUAGACAAAUAUCCAGAGCUCUGUGUAGAGCUAAGCUGUCUGUAAAAAGAAGGAAACGUGUAUACCAGUAGUUUUGUAUUUAUUUUUGUGUAAUGUUUUAUUCAUAAUUCAUAGUGUAAUCAGAAAUUACAAUGAUCUAUUCAUGUGUAGAUGUCUUUUAGUGUUUUAACAUGGUUCAAAUGAGGAAAUUGAAGUUUCACAUGAAGCUAUGUUGACACCGUUUUUAAAAUUGUAAAUAGUCAACCAUUCAGACACCAAAAUCUCAUGGCAGGCAGAACUGUUUGUUUGAGUGUUUGAUGUCGUUCCUAAUGCUCACGAUGUACGCUCAGUGAUUUUAGAUCUGUUAAAAGGCUCACUUGUGAUUUGUAUAUAGAAGCAUUUAUUUAUUUUUGUACUUGGUGCUAUGGACUCUAAUUUGGUUUUGUCCAAACUCUGGCAUAACUGAAACCUUCAAAGUGCUCUUAUAAAUCUAAGAGAAAAUAGUUCCUAAAAACUGGAAGAUGAAAUGAGGAUGAACACAAAUGUAUCUUUCUUUCUUUUUUAAAAUGGCUAUUUAAAAUGUUGUACAAAUAUGUGUUGAAGGUCAGUGUUCCAAAAUAUGGAUGAAAAAAAGGACUUAUUUUAAUCACAGCAGUUACAUUUCUACGUUUGCCUUUGAAACGGCUUAUUUAAUGUUAUUGCAUAUUCUGAAGAGAAUUGGUAUUCUUGAUGAUCCUAUUGAUAAGACACCUACGAUGGGUGUAACUCCCUAAAGAACCACUGUUUGUUAUUGGUCUGCAAGUAUGGAGCAAGGACAUGCAAAGCGCUCUCUUUCUGCCAAUGCAGCUAUCUAGUGAACGGCACACUCACUGGGGGUACAUCUAAAGAUGAUCUAAAGAUGUACACCAAGGGGCGUGCAAUAAAGACUACUUGUCUUUAAAAAAAACGUUCAAUGUAUUUUUGUUAGGAAACUGUUCUCACAUUGUUCAGCGUUUUUGCAUCUGUUCUGUUGGACUUACAUUUUGUAUUGAAAGCAUCAACUUCAUUUCUUGUAUGCCAUGUCUUUAAGUGUAUUUUCUAUUGAUAUUCGACUUUAUGUUGUCUUGAGUUUUCAUUGGUCACAUUUCAUUGUUCACAGCUUGAAUAUACAUUGAAACCAAAACGUUAUGGUAUCGGGCAUGUGUUCUAAAUCUCAACUAUAGAUCUGUUCGAUUUCAAGGCAAUCCUAGAAGCUGUAAAUGGAAUAUGCCAUUUUUUCUUUUUUGUUUACUUUGUUAAUUCACUGCUUCAAUUGAUGAAUUUCGUGGCAUGCACUGUAAUGAAAAGAAAGGCUGAUUGUUUAGUUUUUGUGGAAGUGCAUCUGUGUUUGUAUGUAACAAGCUGAAUAAAAUGGGAAAGUGAGGA